CUUUGGUGUGCAGAAGCUUUUUAGUUAGAUGCAAUUCUAUUUGUCUGUUUUUGCCUUUGUUUCCUUUAUUUGCCUAGACCAAUAUCAUGGAGAAUGGCUUUAUGUUUUUAGAUGGUCAUCUUUCACUUAAUACACAAUCAUUGUAAUUUUGGCCUUUUAAAUAUAAUUCAUUUAUAUAAAAACUAAUUGUUGAGCGAUUAUUACCUACCAGGCUUUCUGCAAGUGCCAGGGGAUCCAGAGAUAACAAAGGAAUCUCCUACUCUCAAGGAGCCUGCCAUCUAGUGGGAGAUACAGGAAUGUAAUUGAGUAGAACACAAUGAGAUUAGUUGCACAACAGCCUUGAGAACAGAACAAAGUUCUAAGAGAGCAUAAAGGGGUGGCACAACUUAAUUUUAUCUAAAAAAUUCAGGAAAACUUAUACAGAGAGGAGGAGUUUACAAGUAACUGUGUAGGGAACUUUCAUGGGCAUUUCAGUUAAAGGAAACAAUGUGUGAGGUAUGAGAAGCAUAAAAGAGGCUGGCCCAUAGGGUUGACUGCACAUGUAUGUGUUUGUUAAGGUUUGGGAGUGUGUGAGUGAAUGGUGGAAGAUGAGUGUGAAGGGAAAAGCAGUACUAGUUCUUGAACAUUCUUAUACAUGACAAUGAAAGAUUUGAAAUAAAUCCUGUAGGCAACAGAAAUUAGCAAAGAGGUUCUCAGUAGGGAAAUGGCAUGAUUAAAUUGAAGUUUUACAGGGAUGACUUUGGCAAAGCUGCAGAUAAUAGAUUAGAAUGGAGGAGAUCCUGGUCUGGGAAACCGGUUGGUCCACUGCAAUUGGCCUAACAUUUGAGCAGUAUGGGAAGAAAGGAGGAGACAUCUUGAAGAACUACUUAGAAGAUAGACUUAGUCCAGUCUGGCUGAGAAUGACAUGUGGGUGGAUAGCAAUGAGUCUAAGAUGGUCCCUUUAUAGCUGUAUUUGGAAAUUAAAUGGAAGAGAACACAUUACUCCAUGCUAAGGAGUAAUACAAGGAGAAGCAGUUUGAAUGGAAGAUGUGUCCAGAGCUCAAGGACUGAUUGUGUAGCAAGGUAGAAAUCAUUAAAGAGCCAAUUUGAAAUUUAGAAUAAAGUCUGAAAAAUCAAAUGCGAUUAGUGGAAAGUCUCUUAGAGGUUAACCUAUAACUUUUAUGAAAAUGUAGGAAUUUAUUUUCAUAUUCCUAAUAGCAAUGACAAAACCUUUAACUACACAUAUAUUUAAUAAAUACAUUUUAUAGAUACCUAUGUAAAAUAAAGAACAACCACUAUACAGACUCAGUGACUGAAAAGUUCCAGUGCAGUCAGUAUAUUUGAAUCCUACUGGGAGCAUUGCAAAUUAAAAUUACAUUUUGGGGAGACUAUAUGGCAAUAUAUAAUAAGAGCUAUAAAGAUGAUCAUAUCAUUUUACCCAGUAAUCCUACUCCUGGCUAUUAAAGGGAAGUAAUUCAGUGUAUAUUAAGGAAAUCAACCUUAUAGUUCUGAUUUUUUAAUAAGUUAUAAGAAAAUGUUUAAUGUGUAUGUGUAUAUAUUUAUUCAAAGUAGAAACACGAAGGCUAAAAAAGGGAAGAUAUUUAAAUUGGUAUUAAAACAAUAUUUAAAAUGACCACAAUUAUGAGAACACAUGUAUGCCAAUACAGAGUCACUGGAAAAAUAUUAGAAAUGAAAACACCAGAUGGUAAGAUUAUAAUUUUCUUUUUUAUUUGAAAUAAGUAGGUAUAGCACAACUUUUAGAAAGCUUUUAUAAGUGUGUGUGUUCAGUUGUAAUAAAGCAAAUAUAUGCAUAUAGACAUGCUCAAGCCAUUAUUUAAUUGUUUCUUGGGUACCUGGGGAGAUUGGUUUGACGAAAGGGGAAUAACUUGAAUAAGGGUGGUGGAGAAAAAAGAAAGCAAAGGAUUGAGAAACUCAGUGUGGCAGCAGCCUCUCUUCACCUCCUGAGAGAGUCAAAGGGUGGCACCAGGGGCUCAUGAUCCAUGGUUGUGGAAGACCCAUGUCACACUGGAUGUCACAUGAGGUGGGAUAGAACACAGAGACCACCCCACCUCAUUUCCUUUACAGUUUCCGUGCUGGGCCAUGACAGUGAACAGCCUUCAGGCAUGUCUACGGCAGAAGAUCUAUAUUCAGACUGGUGGCAGGAGACAACACAACCACGUUUUCUUUUAUGCAUACAUUUGGUUUCAUUGACACAUUAACCACAGGCGAAGGGGCAAAGGCCGCAAGGAAGUGUGCUGACCAUUGGAGGAAUAUAAGAGGUCCUCAAAGAGCCUGAUCCUCACUCUCUCCCUGAACAGCUCAGCAGGACCUCAGCCAUGAGACUUCUCAUCCUGGCCCUCCUUGGCAUCUGCUGUCUUACUGCGUACAUUGCGGAAGGUAUAGGGAGUGAAGUCUCAGAUAAGAGUGUCUGUGUGAGCCUCACUACCCAGCGACUGCCAAUUAACAGAAUCAAGACCUACACCAUCAAGGAAGGCUCCUUCAAAGCAGUAAUUUUUAUUACCAAACGUGGCCUAAAAGUCUGUGCUGAUUCACAAGCCAGGUGGGUGAAUGACAUGGUCAAGACCCUGGACAGGAAGUUCAAGACCACAAAUAACAUGACCCAGACCAAGCCAACAGGAACCCAGCAAUCAACCAAUACAGCUGUGACCAUGACUGUGUAGCCUCUGGCACCAUGACCCUCUCUCCAGCCAGCCAGCUCAUUUCACUUUAUACAUUCAUGGACUGAGUUUAUGCUCACUUUUUAUGAAAGUACUGCAUGAAUACAAUUAUUCUUUUGUAUUUUUCUUUUAAAUGCCUUCUGCAUUCACUUAUAUGUUCUAAUGAAUAAAUAUUUAUUAUUAAGAAU
Messenger RNA from Sapajus apella (tufted capuchin), 2845 nucleotides. It is a transcript of the gene XCL1, whose product is annotated as X-C motif chemokine ligand 1. Gene Ontology annotation, cellular component: extracellular region. The transcript has 4 exons. Gene Ontology annotation, molecular function: CCR chemokine receptor binding; chemokine activity. The coding region runs from base 2316 to 2660 and encodes 114 amino acids. NCBI's taxonomy places the organism in Eukaryota, Metazoa, Chordata, Mammalia, Primates, Cebidae. Gene Ontology annotation, biological process: cellular response to tumor necrosis factor; immune response; chemokine-mediated signaling pathway. The record is from RefSeq and is a predicted model, not a curated record.